UUCAUAAAGUAAGAUACGAGUUAUCUGGGUGAAGGGUCUUUCUGCUAAACGCAGAUGUGCCAAACUAGAGAAAAGGCUAACCCACCCACUGCCACUACAGUGAAUACAACUGACCUUCGUGGACUUGAACUGAAACACCAUGUCACUCCUGAGAGGUGUGUUCAUUGUGUCUGCAAAGCGGACCCCGUUUGGCACGUAUGGGGGGGUGCUGAAGGACCACAGUGCCACAGACCUGGCUGAGCAUGCAGCCAAAGCCGCACUGGCUGCUGGGAAUGUCGCCCCAGAGCUUGUCAACAGCGUCAUCAUGGGAAAUGUCAUGCAGAGCUCACCAGAUGCCCCCUACAUUGCACGGCAUGUGGGUCUGCGCUGUGGGGUGCCCAUUCCAGUGCCCGCGCUCACAGUCAACCGCCUGUGUGGCUCUGGCUUCCAGUCCAUUAUCAACGGAGCUCAGGAGAUCUGUCUAAAGGAGUCUGAGGUGGUUCUUUGUGGUGGUUCUGAAAGCAUGAGCCAGGCACCCUACGCUGUCAGGAACAUCCGCUUCGGAACCAGAUUUGGCUUUGACCUCAAGCUGGAAGACACACUGUGGGCAGGGCUGACAGAUCUCCACGUAAAAAUCCCCAUGGGCAUCACAGCUGAGAACCUGGCAGAGAAGUACGAGAUCUCCAGAGAGGACUGUGACAAGUAUGCCUACCAGACCCAGCAGAGGUGGAAGGCUGCUCAUGAAGCAGGCCACUACACUGCUGAGAUUGCACCCAUCGAUGUGAAGGCUAAGAAGGGCAAGGUGCCCAUGACUCAGGAUGAGCAUCCCCGGCCCCAGACCACCCUGGAGCAGAUGGCCAAACUGGCCCCUGUCUUCAAGAAGGGGGGCACCGUCACAGCUGCCAACGCAUCGGGCGUGUCUGAUGGUGCUGCUGCUGUGGUAAUAGCCAGUGAGGAUGCAGUGAAGGAGCACAAGCUCAAGCCAUUGGCCAGGAUUGUAGCCUAUCACGCUUCAGGCUGUGACCCCAGCAUCAUGGGAAUUGGGCCAGUACCAGCUAUCACAGAAGCCCUCAAGAAAGCAGGGCUUUCAUUGAAGGACAUGGAUCUAGUGGAGGUGAACGAGGCGUUUGCUCCUCAAUACCUGUCCGUUGCCAAGGCGCUUGGGCUGGAUCCUGAGAAGAGCAAUGUGAACGGUGGAGCCAUCGCCAUCGGACACCCGCUAGGAGCGUCAGGAGCACGCAUCACAGCUCACCUGGUCCAUGAGCUCAGGCGGCGAGGAGGGAAGUAUGCAGUGGGCUCCGCCUGCAUUGGAGGUGGCCAGGGCAUCGCCAUCAUCUUGGAGAACACCCAGUGAAGACACACACACACACACACACACACACACACACACACAACACACACUCUCAAAACAACCUUAAUCGGGAAGACGUAUCAAAUACACACAAGCACUUAGAAACACAGGGCAAUGUCUCUGAAAUCAGCCUACACAUGAGGUAGACCCAAGGAAAAGCAUAAAGAACAAACUGCAAACAACCCGAGCUGUGACUUGCAUUGACUUGAAUGCAGAGGUAAUAUUUAUAGGAUUGUUGGUAGCUGUCUUUUGCUCCCAUAGUGUGCCUCUAACUAACUCAGUCAGGUCUGUGCAAAGGACAGGAGAAUGUACUGUACGGUGAUGAGGAUGCCUUGCAGACACCAAGGGCAUUUGGUCCCUUUUGUGUACUUGUGCUGAAGAUGCUGGUGUUACACAAUGCAGAUUACACAACGUUGUGUCUUUAUUGUAGCAUUUUGUUGCCUCCUGAUUGCAUUAUGUAACACCCAUCCAGCCUUUUCUAAGCCUUCAACUGACUGGUAGUCUCUCUCUCUCUCUUUCUUUUCUUUCUUUCUUUCUUUCUUUCUUUCUUUCUUUCUCCAUGUGUCUUCGUUCACUCCCAUUGAUACACUCUAUAUGUGACAGGCUAUGACUGUUCAUUCAUGUUUUGUUGAGAAUUACAACUAUCAAUAAAGUUUGUGUUCAUACUGCCUUA
Alosa alosa (allis shad) is the source of this 2003-nucleotide messenger RNA. It is a transcript of the gene acaa2, whose product is annotated as acetyl-CoA acyltransferase 2. The record is from RefSeq and is a predicted model, not a curated record. Lineage: Eukaryota; Metazoa; Chordata; Actinopteri; Clupeiformes; Clupeidae. The transcript is spliced from 10 exons. Gene Ontology annotation, molecular function: acetyl-CoA C-acetyltransferase activity. Gene Ontology annotation, biological process: fatty acid beta-oxidation. The coding region runs from base 140 to 1333 and encodes 397 amino acids.